Molecule: messenger RNA, 1683 nt
Organism: Dromiciops gliroides (monito del monte)
Lineage: Eukaryota; Metazoa; Chordata; Mammalia; Microbiotheria; Microbiotheriidae
Gene: GSDMB
Product: gasdermin B
Biological process (GO): defense response to bacterium; pyroptotic inflammatory response
Molecular function (GO): phosphatidylserine binding; phosphatidylinositol-4-phosphate binding; phosphatidylinositol-4,5-bisphosphate binding
Source: RefSeq, a predicted model, not a curated record
GUGAUCUGCAGAAGUUUUCAUUUCUUUGGAUCUCCUUGAAACACACUGGCCACAGGAUUCCUGCUACGCUUUUCAGAGUGAACAAAUUUCUGGAGCACCAGAAUUGCUGAGUAGCAUUAUAAGCCCACUGUUGCCUCACUGACAAUGUCGUCCAUAUUUGAGAUGGUCACUGGAAAUGUGGUCCACGAACUGAGUAGGAAGGGAGACCUAAUUCCUGUUGACAGCCUCAUUGACGCAAACAAAUUCAACUGUUGUUCUCUCGUGUACAAAAGAAGGAGCCUUUUCUCUUUCUUUAAACCUCAGUACUGGACAACAGGGCUUACUGUGGAUGACCUUCUGGAAGCCUCUGAUGAGCUGGACUGUGUCCGCACAGAGGCAAAGAAAAAAAACCAGUUUAGCAUUGAGAGCAAUAUGGAAAAGAAGAUGAGUAUUACGUUGAAUGUACCCAAAGACACAAACUUAGACAAGAAAGAUGACUCCUCUAUAAAGCAUGACCUCAAGAUACAGUGCUAUGAGAUCUCCCAGGCAACAAAGGACUCUUUGUCCCAUCGGAAGCUGAAGACAGAGCAGCCUUCCGAAGUCAAGGCAUUAAAGGAAAGAGGAGAAAAUCUGUACAUGGUGAUACAAACUGUGGAGACAAUAGAGGAACAAGAAGUACAGGGGAAAUAUUCAGAGGAUGUUUGGUUCAACUUCUUGAAGAAAAUAGAUGCAAAUAUCAACAUCAGAGAAAGCAGUGCUAUUACCAUCCCUUCUAAGAGUGUCCUUGCCUUCAGAGUAAACCUGCUGGUCUUUGAUGAGGAGUAUUGUAGAAUUUCUCAUUUUAAUGAUGAAAAUUCUUUCCCUGUAGAAAGUGAUAGUGCCUACAGAUCAGAAGAAAACUACAUGAGGCCCCUGAAGAGCUUCAGGGAUCUGCAGGAGAAGGUGAAGGACUUGAAAUGGGAGCUCCAACACCUGACAGGAAUGGAACAGAAGGACGUGCCGGACUCAAUUAAAAGGCAUCUGCAGGAUGGGACACUGGGGGAACUGGAGGAAAAGGUCAGGAUUACCUUUCUCACGGAAGAGCUAAGGUAUUCUGAGGACCCUCUUCUGAGCAUACUGUUUGAUGCUUGUGGGAGCUUCAUACUGCAAAGGGGUGAUGUCAUGCUGUACUUCCUUGACGCACUGACAGAACUGGAAGAGGUGCAACAGAAGCUGCUGGCUGUGGUUAUGGAAGAGAGGCGCUUGUCUGAGUUGAUGAAGUUGGUGAAGGACAUCCUAAAGCAGACCUCCAAGAGUGAGCCAAAACCAUUCCCUCUGAUGGAUGACUCAGUCACCCACAUGCUUGUGAGAACAUGUGACCCAGAGUACAAAGAAAAGCUCUGUGUCACCUGGGACUCAGACACAUGUCACUCACUCUGUGUCCUCUACACAGCCCUUUCUCUCCUGAUGGUAAUAUAAGCCCAAGGUCCCAGUGCUGUCCUCUAAUUUUGUUUCCCAGGGCUGGAUAGUUUCAAUCUCAAACCACCAGAUUGUCAAUCAAAAUAGCUUCACAUGAUUUCAUUCCAAAGAAGAAAAGAAAAUGAUCAAAGACAUGGAGUAUACUGUUCUUUGUACAGUAGAUUGUAAGCUCCCUGAGGAUAAGAACUGCUUAAUUUUGCCUUUGUAAUAAAUCAGUUUCACAGAAUCUCAGUGUUGAAAGGGGUU